This is a messenger RNA of Thyridium curvatum, 288 nucleotides long. RefSeq lists its product as uncharacterized. The transcript has 2 exons. Lineage: Eukaryota; Fungi; Ascomycota; Sordariomycetes; Thyridiales; Thyridiaceae. The coding region runs from base 1 to 288 and encodes 95 amino acids. The record is from RefSeq and is a predicted model, not a curated record.
AUGGUCGAAGAGGAAACAUCAUCAUCAUCCUCGUCGUCCUCGUCGUCCUCGUCGUCAGAGUGGCGUGAGUCGUCAGGCGAAGAACCAGAAAGUGAAGAUUCGGUAUCAACGGCUGAGGUCAUCUCCGAGUCCACUGCACUGCAUAUCGAGGCUACUAGGCAUAAAUUUAUGUUCCCAGUGGCUGCACAGGAAUUCAUUGAGCUUGAACUCAAGAUCGUCCCAGACUGCUACUGCCUCAACACCAUUCUAGCCCCUUCCAAGGCUGGUGGCUAUGUUCAGCUGUCAUAG